UUUGGAUCGAUUGAAAGCUGCAUAGUACUUCCUUGCACUUCAAAGUUUAGCACAGAUUUUGCGGUACUGCUGUCAUUUACAUCUGUUUUAUCUUGAUUUCAAGGAAUGGGAAGGAAAUCGUACCUGCUAGGCCUCUUGGGGCUACUUCUUAUUUCUUCUUUUUGUUUGGCAGAAGAAGAAAAGACAGAAGAACCAACAGAGACAGAACCACCCACAGUAGAUGAAGAUGUUGGAAAAAGUAGAGAUGGAUCCAAGACAGAUGAUGAAGCUGUUCAGAGGGAGGAGGAAGCUAUCAAACUGGAUGGUUUGAAUGUGGCUCAGAUGAAAGAACUUAGAGAGAAGGCUGAGAAACACACUUUCCAAGCUGAAGUUAGCCGAAUGAUGAAGCUGAUUAUCAAUUCUCUGUACAGAAAUAAGGAGAUUUUCUUGAGAGAACUUAUUUCCAAUUCUUCUGAUGCAUUGGACAAGAUCAGAUUUUUGUCACUUACGGACAAGUCAGCCCUUGCAGCCACAGAGGAACUGUCAAUUAAGAUCAAAGCUGAUAAGGAGAACAACAUCCUUCAUGUUACUGAUACUGGCAUUGGUAUGACAAAAGAUGAUCUGGUCAAAAACCUGGGUACCAUUGCCAAGUCAGGAACAAGCGAGUUUUUCCAGAAGAUGUCGGACGCUCAGUCUAGUGAUCAGGCAAGUGAUCUUAUCGGUCAGUUUGGUGUGGGAUUUUACUCGACUUUCCUUGUUGCCGACCGUGUGAUUGUAACAUCCAAGCACAAUGAUGACAAGCAGUACAUUUGGGAGUCUGAUGCAGCUUCCUUCAGCAUCACAGAGGAUCCUAGGGGUGACACCCUGAAGAGGGGAACAACUGUCAGCCUUCACUUAAAAGAAGAAGCUCGCGAUUUCCUUGAGCCCGACACCAUCAAAGACCUUGUCAAGAAGUACAGUCAGUUCAUCAACUUCAACAUUUACCUGUGGACCAGCAAGACUGAGGAAGUAGAGGAACCAGUUGAGGAGGAAGCUGCAGAAGACAAGAAAGCUGAUGAAGCUGCGGAAGAUAAGAAAGAUGAAGAGAAGGAAGAGGAGAAGAAAGAUGAAGACAAAGAAAAGGAAGACAAGGAUGAUGAUGCAGAGGUGGAGGAGGAAUCAGAGGAAAAGGAGAAGAAACCAAAGACUAAAAAGGUGGAAAAGACUACCUGGGACUGGGAACUUAUUAACACAAACAAACCCAUCUGGAGCCGAAAACCCAAAGAUGUCAAAGAUGAAGAAUACAAUGAAUUUUACAAAUCGUUCACUAAGGAUCAUGAUGAGCCUCUUGCCAAGACCCACUUUGUUGCUGAGGGUGAAGUCACGUUCCGUUCAAUCCUCUAUGUGCCAAAAUCCGCCCCAAACAACCUUUUCUCUGAAUAUGGCAAGAAGAUGGAUCAGAUUAAGCUGUAUGUGCGACGUGUCUUCAUCACUGACAACUUUGAAGAUAUGAUGCCCAAGUAUCUUUCCUUCAUCCGUGGUGUUGUGGAUUCUGAUGACCUGCCUCUCAACGUCAGUCGUGAAAAUCUUCAACAGCACAAACUUCUGAAGGUGAUCAAGAAGAAGCUUGUACGAAAGGCUCUGGACAUGAUCAAGAAGAUCCCCAAGGAAGAAUACAUGGAUAAAUUCUGGAAGGAAUUCAGCACAAGCAUCAAGUUAGGUGUGAUGGAGGACCACUCCAACAGAACCAGAUUGGCCAAAUUGCUCCGAUUCUUUUCUUCUAAUUCUGAGAAGGACAUGACAAGCCUGGCUGAUUAUCUUGAGAGGAUGAAGGAAAAACAAGACGCAAUCUAUUUCAUGGCAGGAACCAGCCGAAAGGAGGUUGAAAGCUCUCCAUUUGUGGAACGUCUGCUCAAGAAGGGUUAUGAAGUGCUCUACUUAAUUGAGCCAGUUGAUGAAUACUGCAUCCAGAGUCUGCCCGAGUUUGAAGGCAAGAAAUUCCAAAAUGUAGCCAAGGAAGGUUUGAAGAUCGGAGAAGAAUCAGAGAAACAGAAGAAGAAGCUAGAAGCCUUAGAGAGCACAUACGAGCCUCUGCUAAAAUGGCUGAAGGAGGACGCUUUGAAAGAUCUGAUUGAGAAGGCUGCCGUCUCACAGCGAUUGGAUGAGUCACCCUGUGCUCUUGUUGCCAGCUCUUAUGGUUGGUCUGGAAACAUGGAACGAAUUAUGAGGUCGCAGGCUUAUGCCAAGAGAGAAGACCCAAGUAAUGAAUAUUAUGCCAACCAAAAGAGAACAUUGGAGGUUAACCCAAGACAUCCAUUGGUCAAGGAGCUUCUGAAAAGAGUGGAAACUGACAAAGAGGAUAAAACUGCUAAAGAUCUUGCCCGUGUGCUCUUUGAAACUGCUACUUUGAGAUCUGGAUACAUGGUCAAGGACUCCCAGGACUUCGCUGGACGUAUCGAACGCAUGCUUCGUCUUAGCAUGGGAGUAGACCUGGAAGCCAUGGUGGAACCCGAGGAGGAAGAGGCCGAGGAGAAGGAGGAAGAAGACAAGGAUGCAGAAGAGGUUGAUGCAGAGGGAGACAAAGAUGAGGAGAAGACAGAGGAGGAAUCAGCAGCCAGCGAAGAGACAACAUCAGAAGGAGAGACAAAGACAGAGGAGAAGGAAGAUGAAGUGGAGGGAGAAUCAAAAGAAGCCCCGGCUGAAGCAAAGGACGAACUUUAACCACUAAAAGAAUACUUAACUUUGUUAGACGUUAUUACAGUUUGGAUGCGUUCGAGAGAUGGUGCUGUUUGUCGCGGUUGUACAAAAAUAUGGCGGCCUAAGCCUCUUCGGAAUGAGUAUAUUUAUAAGAAAGAUGUCAGAUUUUCGGGAAAAAUAUAUUGGAGAUGCUUUUUUUUGUAAGCUGCUUCAUGUUUUUGUUUCACCAAGUCACUUAGAAUCUUGUAAUUUCGUAUACAAAAACAAUAAAAUCGGCGUUACAAAAGAUAGAUCUUUUCCCUGAACCUCUACUGAAGUUGAUUCCCUUGUCUGUGCGUGCCACCUUAUUGGUUAAAUUUCUUGUGCUGUGAAUUGCAUUCUUGAAAAGAAUAGUUUUAGACAAGGUUAAUAAAAAUUCAUUUAUAUGAAA
Molecule: messenger RNA, 3085 nt
Organism: Pocillopora damicornis (cauliflower coral)
Lineage: Eukaryota; Metazoa; Cnidaria; Anthozoa; Scleractinia; Pocilloporidae
Product: endoplasmin
Biological process (GO): protein folding
Molecular function (GO): ATP binding; ATP hydrolysis activity; ATP-dependent protein folding chaperone
Source: RefSeq, a predicted model, not a curated record